Molecule: messenger RNA, 1859 nt
Organism: Oncorhynchus keta (chum salmon)
Lineage: Eukaryota; Metazoa; Chordata; Actinopteri; Salmoniformes; Salmonidae
Product: type II iodothyronine deiodinase-like
Exons: 2
Molecular function (GO): thyroxine 5'-deiodinase activity
Source: RefSeq, a predicted model, not a curated record
AAUAAUUUACGGUAUAAAAAGAUUUACAGCCGAGAGGGCUAACUCGUUGGAGCACACAAGCAAUUACAAAUCCAGCUAGAUACAACUUUUGGCACAAGCGGAGCGCAGCGCACAACCCUCGAAUACGCUCCUUGAGCCCUCUUGCUUCUUUUUUUUUUUAUCCCGGGUGACAAUUAAUUUAUGUGCUCCAAAUCAAGUUAGAGCGCACUCCGUUGAAAUGCGAGCAGUAGCAUAAAGACCUUGCACCUUCGAGAGAGGGGACAGAGACAUAUUUAGUGUUUGACAGUGUCAGACAGUGAGCGGGGAACAGCAGAGGAGCACCUGUCUUCGCGGCAUGUUCUUGGAAAGCAGCUAAAACCGAGACGCAUCAUCGGUCUAGUCCGGGGACAGAAGCCUAAACAAAUGGGCGCUGCCAGCGUGGACCUGCUGGUCACCCUCCAGAUCCUGCCGGGUUUCUUCUCCAACUGCCUGUUCCUCGCGCUCUACGACUCGGUGGUGCUGGUGAAGCGCGUGGUGUCGUUGCUGAGCUGCCCUGGCGGCGGCGGGGGAGAGUGGCAGCGCAUGCUGACCUCGGCGGGGCUCCGUUCCAUAUGGAACAGCUUUCUGCUGGACGCAUACAAACAGGUGAAACUUGGCAGUGAGGCACCCAACUCCAAAGUGGUGAAGGUUCCUGGUAGCGGUGGUAACCAUGGUGUCCGGCGGAGGAGCAGUGUGACCACCACCACGGCCCGUCAUCCUGGAGACGAGUGCCGCCUGCUGGACUUCGAGUCAUCAGAGCGCCCUCUUGUGGUGAACUUCGGUUCGGCCACCUGACCCCCAUUCAUCAGCCACCUACCCGCCUUCCGGCGGCUGGUGGAGGAGUUCUCUAACGUGGCUGACUUUCUGCUGGUCUACAUCGACGAGGCGCACCCCUCAGAUGGCUGGGUGGCACCCACCAUGGGCCCAUGCUCCUUCGAGGUUAGGAAGCACCGGUCGCUGGAGGAGAGGGUGGUGGCGGCCAUGAAACUGACUGAGGCCUUCAGCCUUCCGCCUCAGUGCCAGCUGGUGGCUGACUGCAUGGACAACAAUGCUAACGUAGCCUACGGCGUGUCCUACGAGAGGGUGUGCAUCGUGCAGAGAAGGAAGAUUGCCUACCUGGGUGGGAAAGGACCCUUCUUCUACAACCUGAAGGAUGUGAGGCAGUAUCUGGAACAGAGAUAUGGCAAGAGAUAGGGGGCAGACAGACAGAGAGGACGAGUUCAGUGACAACUGAAUGGCUGAUAAGAGAAAGACAGAAUAUUUAUUUUCAUAUAUAAGGAGAAUAAAAGGAAGGCGAGGUGCUUUCGGAACUGAUCUGUUCUGACCACGAAUGACAGGCAAUGCUCGGAUCUGAUCUGUUCUGACCACGAAUGACAGGCAAUGGUCGGAUCUGAUCUGUUCUGACCACGAAUGACAGGCAAUGCUCGGAUCUGAUCUGUUCUGACCACGAAUGACAGGCAAUGCUCGGAACUGAUCUGUUCUGACCACGAAUGACAGGCAAUGCUCGGAACAGAACAUGUGACAGGUUCUAAAAUUCCCAGGUUCCACAACUCUGGAACUUCCUUUCUGGAAGGAGACCAACAUUCCAUAAAACUUUUCACUGGAGCACAAUAGAACAGAACCAAUAGACUUUAGAACAUGGACUGAUGCUCUGCUACCUAUGACAGUGAGUUGACUGAAAGAAGAAACUGAAUAGGUUGACCCGUGACACGCUUUAUCAAUAACUUCAUCCCCAGUUGCGAAUAAUCUAAACGUUUUCUAGUUACAGUACACAUUAUCUUCUAACCUGGCUCCUUUCAAAACGAAAACCAAAUUACUGCACAGAGAAGAAAGCACAAGUG